CAGGGUGUGUCUCUAUUGUGACAGACUGACAUCAUCAGAGAAGAUGGAGUCCUGGUUCUGCUGGAUUCACCUUGUGAUCCUGCUCAGGAACACCUGGUCCUCCUCACCACCGCGCUACACCAUCCACCAAUCACUGGUCAGCUUCGACCUGGCGGUCGAGAGCUGCUCCUCCGGCGUCCUCACCACGCUCGCCACGGAGCUGGAGGUCGCGGACGUCCUCGGAAUCGUCUCAGAGUCGAUGCCGGCGCAUUGGAUGAACUUCACCUUCUGGGUCGGUCUGAGGAAGGUCAAGAACGAGUGUGUGGUCCCCACGCUUCCCCUGAGAGGGUUCAAGUGGACGAAGGACGGCAGCGAGGACUCGCAGGUGAGCCGCUGGGCCGAGGAACCGCGGCACACCUGCACCACGGUCCGCUGUGCGGCGCUGAAGGGGGAGUGGGACGGAUCGCAGGUGACCAGGUGGGGUCUGAUCCCCAUCAGCUGUAAGAGCAGCUACCAGUUCAUAUGUAAGCUGAGAGACAGAGAGACUGGACCACCAAAACCAGCUGCACCUGAACCACCAAAACCAGCUGCACCUGAACCUCCAAAACCAACUUCACCAGAACCACCAAAACCCGCUGCACCUGAACCUCCAAAACCAGCUGCAGCUAAACCACCAAAGCAUGCUACACCGGCUAAACCAGAACCUAGACCUGCAACACAAAAACCCGAAGCAGCUAAUCCUGAACCUGGACUUCCUUCCCUAGAAACUGAAACCGGACCUGAACUGCAGGGACCUGAUCCUGGUUCGGAUUCCUGUUGGCACCCCCUCAUCACCAGCGCUCGCUCCAUCAGCUUUGUGAACAGCAGCAGGAUGCAGGUGCAGUGCUGGUCCCUGGACCAGGACCUGGUGGAGCUUCGUUGCUCAGGCCGCCCCGCCGUGUGGCGGCUGCUGGACGACUCCCCCGCCGACUUCACCACCGUCUGCCGGCUGUGUGACAGCGGCUUCCGGAAAGACGCCUCUGGAACCUGCGUGGACGUGGACGAGUGCAGCAGCGCCCUCUGCAGGUUCAGCUGCCUCAACACAGUCGGCUCCUUCCGGUGCUUCUGCUCCGAUGACGACGAGAACGACAAGAACUCGCCGGCGUGCGCGGAGACGACGACCACGGCGCAGGGCGGCGUCCUGAUGCCGGUGCUGGUCGCCGCGGUGGUGCUGGCGGCGGUGCUGCUGGUGGUUGUCGUCAUAGUGACGGUGAAAUGUUGCCUGACGAGGCGAUCGAGGAAACGUGUCGAGAAGAAAAAGAUGGAGACGAGGAGCGAUGACGGCGGGGAUUCGGCCAAUGAGACGGCGGCGUGAGAGAGGAGAGCUGUGAUUGGUCGUGCCGGGCAGUGACAUCUUCAACGUGUUUUUGAAAAGUGACGCAAACUUUCCAGGAAGAUAUAAAAAGUUUGUUCAUCAGCUGUUUUUUUGUCAAACCGUAUUUUUUAAAGUUGGUAACAGGAGAUGACUCUUUAAUCAAAGUAACGAGAAUAAGAAUGUUAUCAAUAAAAUCAUUGUUUAAUAAUUAUUAUUGUUUCAUAAUUAUCAUUUUUACACAAACUUCUGUGAAUAAAUUUAAUUAAUCUGUUGUAUUUCUGUAAUCUGACAGGAAAUUAUUAAAAUUAUUAAAAUAAGGAAAGUUUGUUUUUACCUUUUGGUCAAUAAACAUUGUUGCUAUUUAAAAGAAUAUAAAAUAAAUAUAUGUGUUAAAAACAAA
Molecule: messenger RNA, 1733 nt
Organism: Anarrhichthys ocellatus (wolf-eel)
Lineage: Eukaryota; Metazoa; Chordata; Actinopteri; Perciformes; Anarhichadidae
Product: latent-transforming growth factor beta-binding protein 4-like
Exons: 1
Coding region: 44-1333 (429 amino acids)
Molecular function (GO): calcium ion binding
Source: RefSeq, a predicted model, not a curated record